Cuscuta europaea is the source of this 859-nucleotide messenger RNA. The record is from the annotation of a GenBank genome assembly. NCBI's taxonomy places the organism in Eukaryota, Viridiplantae, Streptophyta, Magnoliopsida, Solanales, Convolvulaceae.
AUCACCACAAAGUGAAAGAGUCAAAUGGGUCAAAUAACAAGCAACAAAGAGGAGAAUAUGGUGCCAGUGAUAGACUUGCAUGAUUUCCCAGCACAAUCAAAGAAGUUGAUAGAGGUUUGUGAGGAGUGGGGUUGUUUCAGGCUUGUCAACCACCACAACAUUCUGCCACUUUCACUCAUGCUGGACAUGAAACAAGUGGUGAAGUCACUCUUUGAUCUUCCAGAGGAGAUCAAACAGAGAAACAAGCAUGUUCUUCCUGGCAGUGGUUAUACUGCCCCAACUAAGAGAGAUCCUCUCUAUGAAGCUCUUGGGCUCUAUGAUAUGGCAUCACCCCAAGAUGUUGAAGCCUUCUGUAAUGACUUGGAUGCCUCACCUCAUCAAAGAGAGACCAUAGUGAAAUAUGCCAAAUCCGUGCAUGAAUUGAUGAUGGAGAUUGGACGAAAAUUAGCAGAAUCAUUGGGUUUGAAAGGUGAACUUUUUGAAGGAUGGACUUGUCAGUUCAGAAUUAACAAGUACCACUUUACCUCUGAGAGUGUGGGCUCAUCCGGAGUGCUAGUACAUACAGACUCUGGAUUCCUUACAAUACUGCAAGAUGAUGAGAGUGUGGGUGGUCUAGAAGUCAUUAAGAGAUCAGGAGAAAUUGUGGCAGUUGAUCCCUUGCCUGGUAGCCUCCUGCUUAAUUUCGGGGAUAUGGCCACUAUUUGGAGCAAUGGGAGAUUUUGCAAUGUGAGGCAUAGGGUGAUGUGCAAGGAACCAAGUAUGAGGCUAUCAAUUGCUUCAUUCCUUUUGGGUCCCAAAGAGAUGGCAGUAGAGCCACCACCGGAGCUUCUUGAAUCUGAUCCGCGGCGGUUGUAUGUGC